AUGUCUCCAACUCCUCUUGCUGCUGAUUUGCAGCCGGACCGACAGUUGAAAAUCCUUGCCCGAGCUUUUGAAGCUCUGCUGCUAACUACACAACGACUUGCCCAGAAGGAACAAUUUCUUCACCAACGGCUGCAAUAUGCUCACGAUGAGUAUCUCAAACUAGCAGAACAACUUCCCGGAGGAAUCGACUCGCAUACCAAGAUUGUCUCGGAGAAAAUCCUCAGUCGCCGUCUUCAGUUUGACUGCCCGCGAAAACAAAGUCUAGAUGCAUUGGAUGUAGUAAAAGAUCUUGCAGAGUCUGGAAACGUAGGAGAUUCGAGCCUUUCUGCCAUAAAUGACGGCGUGGGGUUAUAUAAACCCUUGCUCAACCGUGAAGCUGAUGUUUCGUUAACCGGUAUGGUCGCAACAAGAGCCGGGUCGCUAGAACGAGACUUCACUACCAAGGGCACGCGUGGAAGUUUGCGAUGCCCUUUCACGAAGUCUCGCCAUACGUCUGAGAAUGGGGUCAACGGAAUCGAGGCUGCGCUACCAGUCACGAAUGGCGAUACAUGUGCUUACCAGCAUUUAGAUCCCAUCAAAGAGGAGCAGCUGGAAAGGCGAUCAAGCCAGGCUCCCUCUGGUCGCUCCUCGAGUGCUCGUUGCCCUGCUUCUCGAUGUCCUAUUAGGUUCCUAGACCAACAUAGCCCGGAAGAGAUUGCCGACUAUGUUGAGCGGCACAAGCAUGAAAUUCCAAGGAGUCACGCUAUAUGUGUGAAGCGGUAUUCAGGCAGUUCCCGACAAAUGGAUGCAAAGUAUGGCGACCUGACCAACAUGAUUCGAGGGUUGUCAGAGAAGCAUCAAGCAUUCCUCCCUCCAGGCCAGCACGCACGCACUGCCAGUUCCUCAGUGGGACGCGUCGAGAAGUGGGCAGAAGAAGUCAACCAGAAUUCGACGCCUCCCACUGUAGAAGAUGAAACCUUAGCCUCCACCGAGCCAAAUGACGAAGACCGAGCCAGCCAUUUCGACCGUCCGAUGCGAGAGGUUCGCGUUGGUGAGUCGCCGAGUCGCCCCUGGGGCAUACAUGUCCCUGUCUCUUCAGCGCCGGUUUUCGAUUCUGCCAUACAGUCAUCGUCUGUUCCAGACAAGUCGACGGAUUAUCCUGCAAGAGAUGAACCUAAGGCUGGCCCGCCGAAGGCUGGUCGCUGCCCGUUCGGACAUGGUGGUGGUGCGCCUUCUCCAGAUCACCCAGCGAUAGACACCGAGACUGUACGUAACGACGAGCCUGACACACCAAAUGAAGGCGAUCAAGGCGAUGAAAGGCAAGCGGACGCGCCGCCAAAGGCCUCGGCAGCGACCAUUGUGUUCAAUGGACCUGUGUUUUUUGGAUUUUCACCUGAGCAGACUGCCACAUUCAUGCAACAGCUGGCGGCUAUGGGAGGCAAUAAGAUAUGA
Messenger RNA from Aspergillus calidoustus, 1431 nucleotides. The record is from the annotation of a GenBank genome assembly. Lineage: Eukaryota; Fungi; Ascomycota; Eurotiomycetes; Eurotiales; Aspergillaceae.